AUGUUCGCGCUCGUUCGUUUCGUUUUCCUCCUCCUCGUCGUCGCGGGGGGUGUUGUUCUUUACUCUGCGAGCGCGAGGAGGAAAAAGAGGGAGAGUUUUUCCUCCAAAUCGGUGUUGUGGGAUUUGAUCGUGAAGUGCGACGAUAUUUGUUUCACGCAUAUUUUACCGAGAUUGAAUCGAACGGAUCUCAAAUUCUUGUACGAGGUGAAUGCGGAGACGAGAAAGUUGGUGAAGAGAUCGUCUCGUGCGGGUGAUUUAAAAAAGAAGUUCAAAACAGCAGAGAUGUCAUCGAUAUCGACUUUGGAAGUUGCGUGGGAGCAUAAAUCGUUGUGGCCGAGACACUGGGACGAAACAUAUUUCUGCUCUCGAGUUGCUAAAACGAAUAAACUCGAGUUGCUCAAGUGGGCGCGAGAGGAGAAAAAGUGUCAUUGGGAUGAAAGGACGAUUAAUACGGCCGCACGUCAAGGUAAUCUGGAAAUGGUCAAGUAUUGCGUGGCAAAGAAGUGUCCCAUCGAUGCGUGGGCGUGUGCAAGUGCUGCUGCAAAAGGUCAACUCGAGUGCCUCAAAUACUUACGCGAAGAAGUCAAAGCGCCUUGGGCUUGGGGUACUGCCGCUUGGGCGGCUGAAAAUGGUCAUCUCCACGUACUCGAAUAUCUUGUCGAGCGUAAAUUUGAGCACUUUGACCGUUGGGCGUAUCGGUGUGCGGCCAAGCCCGGCCAAUUGGACUGUUUGCAGUACUUACACGAAACCGCCAAAGCGCCUUGGGACUCCGAGGCCGUACGAAUAGCGCACGAGAACAAACAAACCGAGUGUUUACAAUACCUCCUCGACAACAACUGUCCAUUACCACCUGGUUGGCGAUACGAACGCGGCAAGUUACACAGUUCAUAA
This is a messenger RNA of Bathycoccus prasinos, 891 nucleotides long. RefSeq lists its product with no specific name. The transcript has a single exon. Bases 1 to 891 code for a protein of 296 amino acids. Gene Ontology annotation, molecular function: protein binding. The record is from RefSeq and is a predicted model, not a curated record. NCBI's taxonomy places the organism in Eukaryota, Viridiplantae, Chlorophyta, Mamiellophyceae, Mamiellales, Bathycoccaceae.